AUGGAUCUGCAGCACCAGCCCCGCCGCCCCCCCCCCCCCCCAUUCUCCUCCUUCCCCCUGCUGUGGGUGCAGCAGUGGGGGGGAGGGGAUCUGCAGCACCAGCCCCCUCCGCCCCCCCCCCCCCCCCUUUCUCCUCCAUCCCCCUACUGCGGGUGCAGCAGUGGGGGGGGGUAUGGGGGUGGUGGGAUCUUGGAGGUUCAAAGGGUGGCAGAAAGGGAUCUGCAGCACCAGCCCCCCCCAGCCCCCCCCCCCCUUUUUUUCUCCUCCAUUCCCCUGCUGCGGGUGCAGCAGUGGGGGGAGGGGAUCUGCAGCACCAGCCCCCCCCUGCCCCCCCCCUUCUCCUCCAUCCCCCUGCUGCGGAUGCAGCAGUGGGGGAGGGGAUCUGCAGCACCAGUCCCCCCCGCCCCCCCCCCCCUCUUCUCCUCCAUCCCUGGGGGGUGGCGGAUAGUGGAGCAGCAGUGGGGGGGGAGGGGAUCUGCAGCACCAGCCCCCCCCCCCCCCUUUCUCCUCUCUCCCUCUGCUGCGGGUGCAGCAGUAGGGGGAGGGGAUCUGCAGCACCAGCCCCCCCCCCGCCCCCCCCCCCCCCCCCUCUUCUCCUCCAUUCCCCUGCUGCGAGUGUGGCAGUGGGGGGGAGGGGAUCUGCAGCACCAGCCCCCCUCUCCCGCCCAGCGCGCUGCCUGCACGUUGCGCAAGCGGCUUGCAUUGCCCGCACGCUGCCCUGCGCCGCCGGCAAGCGCCCUGCGCGCCCAGCUGUCCUGCACGCCCCGCGCACCCUGCUGCCCUGCUGCCCUGUGCGCCCUGCGCGCCCUGCAGCCCUGCGCGCCACGCGCGCCCUGCUGUCUUGUGCGCCCCGUGCGCCCUGCUGCCCUCUGCACGCGCAUCUGCAGCCCCAUGCACAGCCCCUUCUCCUCCCUCUCCUUGCUGCACGUGCAGCAGUUGGGGUGGGGAGGGGAGGAGCAGCCCCCCCCUCCUCUCUCUCCUCACUGCUGCUGUUGCUGUUGUGCGGGGGGAGGUUGA
Messenger RNA from Closterium sp. Naga37s-1, 1017 nucleotides. The record is from the annotation of a GenBank genome assembly. Lineage: Eukaryota; Viridiplantae; Streptophyta; Zygnematophyceae; Desmidiales; Closteriaceae.